AUGGUGGCGGCGGCUGCCGCCGGCGAGCUGCGCCAGGCCGACGCGGUCCCGAGGCCGGCCGGAACCAUACGAUCAGAGAAGCAAGGGAACGGGCUCGCAGCGCCGAUUCCGGCCACCCCUGGUGCGGAGUCCCGGCGGUGCCACUGCGACGACGACGGCGACGGCGGCGGGGUCGACGACAGCUCCGACCAGUCGCCGUACAAGCUGUUCGUGUUCGGCGACUCCUUCGCCGACGCCGGGAACGCCCUGAAAGGCCGCCUGGGCCUCAACACGCGGGGCUGGUACGAGCCCUGCGGCGUCUCCGACGCGCGCCACGGCGGCAAGCCGACCGGCCGCUGCUCCGACGGCAUGGUCCAGUCCGAUUUCGUCGCCAAGAUUCUGGGGCACAAGGAGGCCCCUCCGGCGGAAAGGGUGAGGCGGCACGACGGCGUGGACCUGUCCCCCGGCAUCAACUUCGCCGACGCCGGCGCCGGCGUGCUCCUGGGGUGGAACCUGGACACGCAGAUCGACGUGUUCAGGAGGCUGCUCCGGCACAAGAUCGUCGACGACAAAGACCUCAGCCAGUCCGUCGCGCUCGUCGCCAUCUCCGCCGGCGUCGACUACUCCGACGUCCCCAGCGAUCCGGCCGACCUGGACCAGUACAUCCUGAACGUGACGGACGGGAUCGUCGACGGCGUGCGGCAGCUGCAGGAUCUGGGCGUCAACGACCUGCUGGUGAACCUGCUGCCCCCCAUCGGCUGCACGCCGUGGAACACCAGGGCGUACAACUACACCGAGUGCGUAAGGGAUUCCAUUACCGGCCUCCACAACAAGCAUCUCAAGCACAAGCUAGGCGACGACGACUCGGUCCUCCUGCUCGACCUCGACACCGUCUUCAAGGGCAUCGUCACUCCCAAAACCGAGAAGCUGUUCUACCACAGGCACACGCCGUGCUGCGAGAGCGCCGACGAGGAGGGAUUCUGUGGGCAGGUUGACGGCGACGGCAACAAGCAGUACACACUGUGCGACGGGCCAGACGACUACUUCUACUGGGACAACACCAACCCGACGCAGGCCGGAUGGAAGGCCGUCAUGGAGCAGCUCGAAGGCUCCAUCAAAGAUUUUCUAGGCAGUUAG
Panicum virgatum (switchgrass) is the source of this 1116-nucleotide messenger RNA. RefSeq names its product GDSL esterase/lipase At5g03600-like. The transcript has 5 exons. NCBI's taxonomy places the organism in Eukaryota, Viridiplantae, Streptophyta, Magnoliopsida, Poales, Poaceae. The record is from RefSeq and is a predicted model, not a curated record. Gene Ontology annotation, molecular function: hydrolase activity, acting on ester bonds. Bases 1 to 1116 code for a protein of 371 amino acids.